AUGGCACCUCCGUGGGCUUUCCGCCUUGCCGGGGAAGCCAGGCCAGGGCAAUGCGCAGUAAAACUUCGCAGAAAACAAGGAACUGGCGAAAUGCAAACCCUAGCCCAACGGACAAUAGUGUGCAUGCUUACUCACAACCAAAAGUCCCAGGGGUGGAGCCCAUCGAGAAAAGAAAAAGAACAUCUUCUGGGGCCCAGUAUAUGUUCCUUGGCAUCUUAUGUUGACGUCAUGAACGCAUCGAAGUAUCGGUCGACGAAUCACUUUGCAUACCGAGCGAGCAAUUCUUUCUAUUCUGAAGGCCGAGACCACGACGCGCUCGAUGGGAAACGCACGAGCCAGCUGCUUAAAAAGUAUGCAAGGGGAUUCAAGGGCAUGGCAGAUAAACCGAGGGGGGACCACGAAUUCCAACCGCCCAUUAUUAAGUCUCCGAACCCGACCCUCCGUCAUAACCAGUUCCCAACGUCGCUUAUUUUGACCGAUGAGGAGGCAUUCAACAACGGUGCCGCACGCCCUGCCAUGUUCUCUUGCCAUGCUUCCCCCGCGGGACCACCCAUUGUUUUACUUUCUUCCCUCGUCACGGCUCGCAUCAGGAUGUUGAUUGGUUCACCCAGGCUGCAAUGCAGUCUGCACAUGGGAAGUCCAGGCCAUGAUGAUGGGGGUAUUCAUGAGACACCAUCCAUGAGGAGGUCCUGGCCGUCCUGUGGUGAUGACCGACCGCCUCCCCGGCAUGCCACCUUUCUCUUCAUCCAAUCCCUCAGAGAUUCCGAUCCCUUGUCGAAGUGGGAACAUGGGCAGAUAGGUGACGAGUUCUCCAGAGCGAACGGUCUGCAGAGUCUUAAGAGGGUCAAUGGAGUAUAUGUCUUUUGAUUCCCUGUGCCACUAUGUCUACCUGGGUAUACAGCAAAGUACCUUAAGGUAGUCACAACCUUUUCUACCCUGGCAGAGGCGUACUGAUAGGUAUUCGCACAAAGUAAUGGCGGAUACGGCGUGCAGAGCAGUUGGUAGAUAAGACAAAUAAGGAGUCAUUGCAAAGUAAGGUAAUUACUCUAUAGUCUGUACUUCGUAAUUG
Molecule: messenger RNA, 1069 nt
Organism: Sodiomyces alkalinus F11
Lineage: Eukaryota; Fungi; Ascomycota; Sordariomycetes; Glomerellales; Plectosphaerellaceae
Exons: 6
Coding region: 1-867 (288 amino acids)
Source: RefSeq, a predicted model, not a curated record